This is a messenger RNA of Pelagomonas calceolata, 1840 nucleotides long. NCBI's taxonomy places the organism in Eukaryota, Pelagophyceae, Pelagomonadales, Pelagomonadaceae. The record is from the annotation of a GenBank genome assembly.
GGCAGUUUUCAGCUGCACAGCCAGCCUCGCACAACUGCGAGGUGUCGGUAUGAUACCUCCACCAUGCGGCCAUCCUCGUGACUCGGAAUUCUGAUGCGUUCGGCAGCCUAGACGCCGUAUGAUGCGCCGUGCGGUAACACGCCUAGCUCGUCGUAACUUCGGCUUCGCCGGCACACAGAUCAAAACGCCGAGCGACUGGGACGCCGCGGCGACGCAAGCGAUCGCCACAGCACGGACGCACGCCGACGCCAUCAAUGGCAAGAACCGGGACCCGCUGCUCACGCUGCGACGGCUCGACGCCGUGUCGGUGGCGCUGUGUAGUGUGCUGGACCCGGCGGCGUUGUGCGUGGCGGCGCACGACUGCGCCGACUGGCGCGCGGCCGCGUCAGGCGCAGCAGCGAGGGUCGAGGGCGUGAUGGAGGAGCUCAACGCCAGCGCCGCGCUGGCGUUGGCCGCGGCCGCAUGCGCCGCUGGCAACGAUCUGCCGCCUUCGGCGCGGCGACUGGCGGACGCCUUCCAUUCCGAGUUCUCGCGCGACGCGGGCGUCGCUCCGGCGAGAGCCACGGAGCGCCAGGCCGUCCAGCUUUUGUUCGCGACGGACUUCGACGAGAGCGCCUCUUGGAUACGCGUGCCGUGCGUCGGGGCCGAGCGCGUCGCGGCCGCCGUCGACGCUGCGGCGCCGGGCUGCGCCUCCCAUAAUGGCGACAGCGUCGACCUCUUUUCGACGUGCUCGGCCGUCUCCGCCUUCCUGACCGUCUCGCAUGACGCUACUGCUCGAAAGAUCGUCUUCGACCACCACGAGGCGGCGCUGAGCUUCGACGCGCUCGACGUUCUGGCGUCGGCGCGCCGGGGCGUCGUGACCGCCCACUCAGCCCUCGAGGGUUCGUUGAUUGGCGGCGUCGACGCGGCCAAGGCGUUCGUCUACGCCGCUUUGACCACAGCAAAACGCCGCGCGGCCUUCGAGGAGCGACGAGGCGCGGCGCUGUUGGGCUUGGAGCGGCUCGAGCCUUCGGACCGGCUGGCCGCGGCGCACCGACUCCGAGAAAGGCAGCCGACCGACGAUGGCGACGUAGUCACCGCGAUCUGCGUCGCGCCGCCUGGUUUCACGGUCGACGAGGUCCCGUGCGGCGCCGACGAGGCCUGGGCGCCGGGCGUGCGGAAGCUUGUGGUUGCCGGUCGCGGGACGCGGGCGACGAUCUACCUCGACUUGGAGCCGCGGCCGGGAAAGCCCACCGGUUGCGCGCACUACACCGUGGCCUGCGCGUGCGACGUCGACGGGAGCGGCGCGGACGCGCCGGCGGAGACGUGGGGAUUACUCACGCCCUCACGGCUGCCGGCCGUCGGGGCGAUCGUCUCGUCGAGCCCCGACGCGCGCGCCCUGGCGCACGAGUGGGGCCACGCCCUGCACGGCGCCAUCCACCGGUCGACGAGUCAGCACCUGGCUGGGACGCGCGGUUCCACGGACGCGGCGGAACUGCCGGCGACGGCGCUAGAAGUGCUGGCGCCCCGGCGCCGGCGCAACACGCGCGGUAUGGAGGCCGUCGCCGCGUUGCGCGGGGCCGUGUUCGAUCUCGCACUCCACGGCGCCUACGGUUGCGACGUCUCUACUUACGCGGCUCUCGCGAUCGCAGACGCGCGCGCCGGCGCGGGCCGCCGAGCGGAUAUAAUCGACUGGCUGCCCCACGUCGCCGAGGCGCCCGCCGCGCUAUACGCCUACCCGUGGGGCCGGGCGCGGGCGGACGGGCUCUGGCGGCGGCCCGACGCGGAGAGCGAGCUGUUGUGUGUGCUUGAGGGCGAUGAGGCGAGGGCUUUAGAUUGGUAAUGUUGUUGACAUGUUUUA